This is a messenger RNA of Phialemonium atrogriseum, 859 nucleotides long. RefSeq lists its product as uncharacterized. The coding region runs from base 109 to 639 and encodes 176 amino acids. The transcript has 2 exons. NCBI's taxonomy places the organism in Eukaryota, Fungi, Ascomycota, Sordariomycetes, Cephalothecales, Cephalothecaceae. The record is from RefSeq and is a predicted model, not a curated record.
AAAAAAAAAAAAAAAAAAAAGCACUCAACGCAGCUGUUUCUCCAACCACAACAACCUCAAACGUGCUCAAGUACAGCUCCCUCUUAUCAACCCAAGUAACAUCAGAAGAUGAAGCUAGUACCUUCCAUAAUCACCGCCUCACUCCUGGGGUGUGUCAUAGCGACCUAUGGCACGUCAGAUGACAGCAGUGAGAGAUCCGACCCGUUCCAGAUCUCCAACUUCACCGCCGACGUCUUGGACGACCACACAACAAUCUACGCCUUCGACCUCAUUUACCACCCAGGCGUGCCCUUCGCGCACUGCAGCGCCUCCAGCCCUCCCUCCGCCGUAGACUGCACCGGCAACCUCUGCGUCAGCUACGGCAGCUGCGGCGCCCCGGUCAACGCGACGACGAACACGACGAACACGACUCUGCUGUCGCCCGUCUCGUUCAAUAUCAGCCCCGACGCCGACGGCACGGGCCUGGUCGUGUCCAUCCAGUCAAACUACCCGCAGGACGCGGCGCUGUGCGACAGCUGCUCCAAGUCCGGGCUCGGCAAGCUCGAGGACGCCGUCGAGUGGUCCGCCGCCGGCGUGCAGGUGUACACCGGCCUGGCCGAGUUCAGCGUCGAUGCCGUCUUGACUGUGUAUGCCGAGUGAGGGGGAUGGUUGAACCCCCCGCCCCCGCAAGGUAGCUCGUGGGGCGAACCGCUGGGCGGCGAGUUGGGGGAGGGGGGAGGGCCCCUUGGCUGCACAUAAGGGAUUGAUAGCGUUUGUUUAAUCUAACACGUUGAUAUCCUCGGGGAGAAGCUGGGCAGGCGUUGGGGGUAGGAGACCAAAGGCGUACAAUAGAUAGCUUCUAGGCACAAAUACAACAGAG